Molecule: messenger RNA, 2927 nt
Organism: Pseudoliparis swirei
Lineage: Eukaryota; Metazoa; Chordata; Actinopteri; Perciformes; Liparidae
Gene: arl14
Product: ADP-ribosylation factor-like 14
Exons: 1
Coding region: 2259-2792 (177 amino acids)
Biological process (GO): vesicle-mediated transport; intracellular protein transport
Cellular component (GO): cytoplasm
Molecular function (GO): GTPase activity; GTP binding
Source: RefSeq, a predicted model, not a curated record
ACUGUGCGCUGCGGUCUGCAGGGCAACUUAACCCGGCUGCAGCCCCCAGGAGGGGCGCAGACAGCUCGGCAGCACUCCAUGACGCAAAGUCGAGUGACGGUCUUUACCAGGUGGGGACACUCAGAAUAGCUCGACCGGGCACUGAUCCGAAUACCAGUGUUGGAACAUCCGGGCAUCAAAGCAACAAAGUCAAAUGCGUCACUCUACUUUACGGGAACCUGUUGUCGGGUUCUAUAAGGAUUUUGGCACUUGGUGAGGGACACAGAAGUGCGCGCGGGGCACCAGAGAAAGACACUUUGAACACACUCUGAACGGAUUGCACACUUCUCUUUUGAUUAUUCAAAGUGAGUGUUUGAAUUGAAGUCACAAUGGGACAGCACAGCUCCAAGGCCUCCAUCGAAGCGCGGGUGAUUUUUCAUCGCGUGGGCGCGUGUGAGCGAGAGGACCCGUGCUGUUCUCCGGCCUCCGUUGUCGGCAUUGAGAAGAAGGUGACCAGCCAGUCGGCUUGUCCUCACCCGUCCCCACGGAUGCUGGAGAAGUCAACCGUCCACUCUUGGACCCAAAGCCGCUGUGACACCGGGGGGCUAGUGUACGUGAUGGACAAUCCAACCGGGGGCGUGUGGGUGAAGCCGGGAGAGAAUUGGACCCGAUCUUGAAACGAUCAUUCAAUCCGGUGAAAUGCGAACGCGAUUUUGGAUGGAAUCAAGUGAAGCACCGCGUGCUCGGACGCACUCAGUGUGUCCUUAAGCUGUGGAGUCUUCUGGGCAGCAGGAAGCCGCUGAUUUGGGCUCCGGCGCUGAUGUGCGCGCUCCAUGGAGUCAAAGGGGAUUUAAACUAGUCUCCACGACACGAUGGAGUUGGCUGGACUGACCACUGCAAUGUGUUGAUUGAGUCUUUAUGAGACAUUAUAUUCAGGGUCAGAUUGCACAACAGGAAGACUAUAGUGGGGAUGAAGAGUGACGUCAUUUCAUGCGCACUGAGAGAAACGUGUUUUCUUUGGAAACAGUGUUAUUGUUAUGCUAUGAUGUCUGUUUUAGUGAGGGUAAAACAAUGAAUGCACAUUUAUCUUUAAAAAGAAUGUGGAGCAGAUCCAAUGAAAGUAAUCUGGGUUCAGUCAGUAAGAAGUUGGACAUGUUGUGAACGCAUUGUGAGAACACAUCAACCUGUUUAGAGGUUGUAAGUGCCAAAUCUUUACAAUGGCGGACCGAACUUCAUUUAUUUGUCCUUCCUUUUUUAUUUGAUUAUGCUGAUAUGUAUACUGUAUAUCAUUGACCUACUUUUAAAUGUGACUACAUGUUUGUUCAGAACAGUCUCUCACCGCAUGAUGAUUACCAACUGGGUUUAUGUUUCCUUUUGUUUUUGAGAAGCUCUGAAACGUUAUAGGUUGUUUGGGGAAGUGGGUCUGAGGGAUACGACAUCCAUUUGACAUGUUACAUGAAGGUCAAGGUCAAGUGGAUGUCAGGGUUGGACCUUAUGGACUGUUGAAGUGUAGGAUAUAAUGACUUCAAAGAAAAAACACAAUUAUUGUAUUUAUUUUACUUUAUAGAGAAGACUAUCGCUGGUUCAGUUAAAAAAAACUGCAUUUAUUUCUUUGGCAGGUGAAGUCUGGAUAUCGUUGUUGUUGUUUACCAUUGAUUGCUGAUCACUGAGGCAACUAUAGUGUUCCAAGUGAGAUUACAAUGCCUAAAUAUGUGCCAAAAUGUAAUUUGUAGGCAAAUAAUUGAGCAACAAUGAACCCAUGACACACCAUGGUCCAUAUAAACAAACAAAUGACUCAUUAUUUCUAAUUCGGAAGUGGAUUUUAUUCUCAUGAGAAUCAUAACUGAAGCACUGUUGAGCAAGAAUGUCUGAUUGUCUUUAGUGUGUUUAAACUCUGUGAACUUAAGUAUAACUUAUCUUAAGUAUAACUUAACUUAUACGUUUUUCAGUCAAGUAACUUAGGAUAACCUUUUGUAACCUUUAUUCAUGACAAGAUCGGCCCAUUGUCAUUGUAUAAAAAGUGAACAAUAUACUGUUUAACAGUGCAAUGUUUGCCCACUCUACUCAAACCGCGUGUAUAAACAAGGGAACUCCUCUGGUUGGCGCACACUUUGCACCCUGGUGUGGCGCCUUAUCGGUGAGCGUGAGUUAGUCCGCGUGGAGCUAAUGGCUGAUCUAUUAAAUUCCGGGCAACGCACACAGCAAACACUCCAAUACAGCACUUCACGUGCAUGUGCCUGUCCCACUCGAGUUGACUGUCUCUCUAUCUCCACGUCACCAUGGGACUGCGAGGGUCCAAACAACCAGAAGCCCUGCACGUUCUCCUGCUGGGUUUGGACAACUCUGGGAAAACGACUCUCCUCUACAAACUGAAGCUCAACGCGUGCGUCACCACCGUUCCCACCAUCGGCUUCAACGUGGAAAUGCUCGAGGCGAAGAAGAACGGGAAGAACACGGCUCUAACCGUGUGGGAUGUCGGCGGCCAGAGGAGGAUGCGCGAGCACUGGCCGAGUUUCCACCAGGACGCGGCGGCGGUCGUGUUCGUCGUGGACAGCUCGGGCCGGGAGCGUCUGGAGGAGGCGCGGAGGGAGCUGGAGUACACGCUGAAGAGCGAGCUGCUGCGGGGCCGGCCGCUGGUGCUGCUCGCCAACAAGCAGGACGUGAACGGCGCUCUGACUGCCACGGAAAUCAAGGACAUGUUUAGCAUGAGGAACAUGUGCUCGGGGCGGGAUUGGUUCGUUCAGCCUUGUUCCGCCUCGACGGGAUUUGGACUUGAAGAAGCCUUCAGGCGAGUGGUCCAGAUGGUCAAAUGACACGUCGACAUUUAUUUUGUACGCGAUAUUUAAAAAAAAAUUGAUGAUAUGACAGCAAACAAAAUCAUUUUUGAAAUAAGUUUGUAAAUCCAAAACCCUUCUUACCAACAAUAAAUCAUAUUGAAUGAGAUCGGA